AUGUCACUUGUGGAUAGAGAAGACUCUUCCAAUCUACCUAGAAGCAUCCUCGAUCGCUCGACCAAUGCCAAAUUAAGAAUUGAGAAUAACUACAGAACCAUCUUACAACAAGCCAUUGAAAGAAACGAAAGAAUUUCUUUAUUAGAAGAAAGAUUGCAAAAAGAGCAUUGCAGCGAGGAAAAGAAGACUAGGCAGCUACUAUCUUUGGGCAAAAAAGAAUCGCAGUACUUGCGGCUACGUAGAACGAGAUUAGGCAUACAGGAUUUUCAGACUGUAAAAGUGAUUGGUAAAGGCGCAUUUGGUCUGGUCCGCUUGGUUCAGGCUUGUGACACAGGAAAGAUAUAUGCAAUGAAGACUCUGAAAAAGUCUGAAAUGUUGAAAAAAGAUCAAUUGGCACAUAUCAAAGCAGAAAGGGACAUUUUGGCAGAAGCAGAUUCACCUUGGAUUGUUCAGCUUUACUUUUCUUUUCAAGAUCCUACGUAUCUUUAUUUGAUCAUGGAAUUCCUACCCGGAGGCGACUUGAUGACCAUGUUGAUCAAAUAUGAUACUUUCAGUGAACCUGUUACUCGAUUUUACAUUGGCGAGAUCGUGUUGGCAUUGGAAUUUAUUCACAACCUCGGAUUCAUUCAUCGAGAUAUUAAGCCAGACAACAUAUUGAUUGACAAAGAUGGACAUGUCAAAUUGUCAGAUUUUGGCUUAUCCACCGGUUUCCACAAGACGCAUGAUUCUGAAUAUUAUCAGCGGUUAAUGGACGGACUGGAUCAAAAGAACCGAGCUAGUAUGAUCAACUUGAACCGUAUCACUAGAGAAGAGAAGAUAGCCACAUGGAAACGAAACAGACGCACAUUAGCAUACUCUACUGUCGGGACACCCGACUACAUUGCGCCUGAGAUAUUCAUGCAAACAGGUUAUGGAAAGGGGUGUGAUUUCUGGUCUUUGGGUGCCAUCAUGUUUGAAUGUGUUUGCGGGUUUCCUCCAUUUUGCUCUGAUCUGCCACAUGACACUUACCGCAAAAUCAUGGACUGGCCUGACUAUUUAGAGUUUCCUGAUGAUCGUCCUAUGAGUGCAGAAGCAGAGGAUCUAAUUAGAAGACUGAUUUGUGAUGCAGAUUCAAGACUAGGUACAGGCAAGCAUGGAAUACAAGAGAUUAAAUCGCACCCAUUCUUUUAUGGAUUUGAUUGGAGCUCAGUGAGGGAUACCAUGUCGCCACAUAUUCCCCAGCUGAAGAGUAUCACAGACACAAGCUACUUUCCAGUGGAAGGAGAGCUUGGUUCAUUAUCAGAGAUCCACCAACAUUCCUACUCUGAAGAGCAACAUGGUCGCAAUAGCAUGGAUGCAGAUGAUGAGUUUGAUCAGCAACAAAAGGAUCUUGCAUUUGUGGGAUACACCUAUAAGAGAUUUGAUUACCUGACUAGAAAGAAUGCACUUUAA
Molecule: messenger RNA, 1431 nt
Organism: Mucor velutinosus
Lineage: Eukaryota; Fungi; Mucoromycota; Mucoromycetes; Mucorales; Mucoraceae
Gene: vti1
Product: t-SNARE VTI1
Exons: 6
Coding region: 1-1431 (476 amino acids)
Biological process (GO): peptidyl-serine phosphorylation; intracellular signal transduction
Molecular function (GO): protein serine/threonine kinase activity; ATP binding
Source: RefSeq, a predicted model, not a curated record